UCCCCAAACCCGCCUGGCUGCGCAUGCCCACGCGGCAUGGGCUCCGCGCUGGGCGGGGCGGAGCCUCGGGAGCCUAAAUCGCCCAAUAGCCGGCGAGCGGGGCGAGCUGAAGGCGGAGCCACAGGCGGACAUGCAGGCGGCGGGCGCCGGCACGCUGGACGCUGCGGCCAGUGGCGCUAACUGUGCAGCUCGUGCUUCAGAAGACCUGGGUCUGGACCAAGACCCCGCGCCCGAUGCCAGCGGCCUCGAGAGCCGACCACACAUACUUGCUCUCAGCAUACCAUUCCCGACGCCUUUGGACGCACGAAUCGCCCUGGGCUCCCUGGCUCCAGAUGCUGAACCGCACCCGGAAGUGAUUGGGAAGGAGCUGACAGCGAGUGGCAGCACCUUGGACGUCCGCUGGACAGCCCAGGACAUGCGCCUACUCCGGGUUUCUGUCCUCAGCUUCCUCGAGCAGCUGUCCCUGGUGGUGCAGACCAUGCAGCGCUUCGGGCCCCCAGUGUCCCACUGAGCCUGAUGUGGCCCAGGUGGAGUGUGACGAAAGGACUGUGAUUGCGGAUGGGUAGAUUACUGAUGGUCGGCCUAUGAUCCCCAGCCGUGCUGAGUGCACGUGGUGUGGGGUGUGAAGGCUCGCCCCAGGAUGGUUCCCAUCAGCUGAGAGGCAGACGUGGAAAGGGAUGAUGAAUUUCUCCUGUUGGUCUGAGUUACGGGCUUGGUUUGAAUAAAAGGUGAUUGAGAUGAGUGAUGGGGCUGCAGUCCCAGAGGCUGUGGGCCCCCUGGUCCCAGA
Chinchilla lanigera (long-tailed chinchilla) is the source of this 787-nucleotide messenger RNA. It is a transcript of the gene Lage3, whose product is annotated as L antigen family, member 3. Gene Ontology annotation, cellular component: EKC/KEOPS complex. The transcript is spliced from 3 exons. Bases 131 to 511 code for a protein of 126 amino acids. NCBI's taxonomy places the organism in Eukaryota, Metazoa, Chordata, Mammalia, Rodentia, Chinchillidae. The record is from RefSeq and is a predicted model, not a curated record.